AACAUGUUUGCGCGUAUCGUGCUAGUUUAUUAAAAAUGAGCAUCGAAGUUUUGCAGUUAUUUGAACAAACUCAACAUUUUUGAGUUAAAAAAACUUGUGCACAUUUCUGGUCUUGGUUGUAACAUAAUCAAAAAAUGAGUGUCGUCGGUCAUUUGCUAAGGGCAACGACAUUUGCAAUCAUGAUGAUCGAAAUCGGUUCUGAGCCUACGACAGCGAAAUAUACGUACAACUCGUCUGAUAUAUCGUAUUUGUCGAACGGAAUACAGUUUCCGGUUUUUUCUGAGCGCAGCGACAAUUUAAUUGUGGAAUAUAAUGGCGCUGAGGGGGUCAGCGAAAUGAAGUGGUUCGCGGGGCUGUACGACCAACACAACUGGUUUGAUAGGCUGGACAAAAUUCCAGAGAAAACGUGCAAGGAAGACAUGGCCGUUUAUUUGUUUAAUUUGCUUAAUGGCACUUCGUGGGCUGCUAAAGCUUAUGAUUCAUCCGGGCGUUAUAGUGGUCAAUUUUUCUUCGGCAACGAUUAUUGGUUGGGAUCCAUGUCGCUCUGUUACGAACUUCAAAAUCCCCACACCAACAGCGAAGUACCACCGUUCGACUUUCAAUUCUAUGUUGCGAAAAUAAGGAUAAAUAUUAACGCGAACCUCACUCCUGUGACUCGCCAACUGAAUCUGGGGCAAUGCCUUCCGAAAUCUUGUAAAAUUUCGGAUGUCAAAACGAUCUUGAUUUAUGAAAAAAGCCGGGCUUCCUCGGUUAGUAUUGUCAACGUCAGACGAGUGCCCGGAGACUACUCCUUACUGACAGAUGUAAAAGUUCAAAUUGUGGGAGGAUGUGGUCUUGCCACGGUAUUUAUUAUAAUCGUGGCAUCUGUCGUUGAGGUGUCUUUGAAAAAUCGGAGAAACAAAAUUGGCCACAAGGAUGUCGAAUUUCAAAAUAAUAACAUUGACGGAGGAAGCAAGGAAGCGGUAGUAAAAUCACAAGAAAUUGAAAAACAAAAGAAUAAUAUAAUUUUAAGGUUACUCUUAUCGUUUUCUGCGCUUACCAACGGCAGAAAAAUCAUGUCGGUUGAACGUAUAUCCCAAGACGCUAUCGGCUGUAUCCACGGGUUGAGAUUUUUUUCCAUCACUUGGAUUAUUCUGGUGCAUACGUAUUUGGAGGUUUUCGCAAUAGGAAGAAAUAAAAGUCUACGAACGGUCACGGAACGUGGGUUUAUGUAUCAGACAAUUUCUAAUGCAACAUUUUCCGUCGAUACUUUUUUCUUUAUCAGCGGUCUUCUUGUUACCCUAAUUUUCUUCAGAACGGACAAUAAGAAAAUCAAAUCGAUUAAGCAGCUCAGCGGUUUGGAAAUAUUUGGAGUCGAAUUACGAAAAUUUACAGUGAUGGUGUUUUAUAGGUUCGUGAGAUUGACUCCUGCGUACCUGUUCGUGCUGGGAGCCAACGAAAUUAUCAUGCGGUAUAUUCACAAUAACUCUGUUUUUUCGCCUGCGAUAUUGGACCACGUGACCUGCGAUGUUUACUGGUGGAGGAAUAUCCUGUAUAUUAACAAUUUUUUUCCUCAAGCAGAAUUUUGUAUGAUAUGGUCCUGGUACAUGGCAAAUGACACCCAAUUUUUCAUAAUCGCAGCUAUUUUGUUGCCAAUUGCUGUUAGGGGAUACAAGCAUCUGAAAUUCGUUGCGAUUUUUAUUGCGCUUCUAAUGCUGUUAUCUUGGAUCACAACCUUCCUAAUAGCUAUGCGAAAUGACUAUGUUGCUCGAGUCGAGGAACCCUUUGCUCUAUUCGACCAACUGUAUGAUAAACCCUGGAUGAGAGUGGGAUCCUAUCUCGUGGGGAUAAUAAUUGGAUACCUACUGUUCAAAAUAAAUUGCCAGUUAACCCUAAAACCCAUGACGGUAGUGUUUGGGUGGACAUGUGCUCUGACUUGUUUGGGUACUCUAGUUUAUGGACUUGGUAAAGAAGGGCUUACAGUUCCAGCGUCGGCAUUUUACGUUGCUUUAGGACAUACCGCUUGGGGUUUGGCUAUAGCGUGGAUAACAGUGGCCUGCUGUACAGGAUAUGGAGGCCCUUUUAAUUGCAUUUUUAGUUGUAAGCUAUUUUUACCACUCAGUAGACUGACAUACGGAGCUUAUUUGGUCCAUCCAGUUAUCAUGUGCCUUACAAGUUUUGCCUUGGACGGAUCUCUACAACUGCACAAUGUAAUGACGAUUGUGAUAUUUUUUGGAAACGUAGUGGUCUCGUUUAUGUGCGCGUUUUUGAUAUCCGUUGCAUUUGAAGCUCCCGCGGUAAACUUAUUAAAAGUCAUUUUUAAUUAAUUGAAACGAUCCAGAUAAGUCCGAGCCAAGACUGCCCGACUUUCCUUACUAACUGGGUUGUUACCUUCCCAGGCAGUGUGAAAACGAGAUGAAAAAGAAUAAACUGAUUGAUAUUUAGUGAUUGUGGCUUCUUUAUUUACUUGUCGGAUAAAACUAGAUCUAGGCAAAAAGAAAACUGAAUUGG
Molecule: messenger RNA, 2490 nt
Organism: Cylas formicarius (sweet potato weevil)
Lineage: Eukaryota; Metazoa; Arthropoda; Insecta; Coleoptera; Brentidae
Product: nose resistant to fluoxetine protein 6-like
Exons: 11
Coding region: 135-2306 (723 amino acids)
Molecular function (GO): acyltransferase activity, transferring groups other than amino-acyl groups
Source: RefSeq, a predicted model, not a curated record